AGGGUACUAAGUGGCUCUUAAAAUGUAUAAAGGCAUUCCAAAAUUAAUGGUUGGCUGCUAGAUUUUGACUCCCACGACCAACCACUGAAGCCAACAUGGCGGAUCACAUGCAGUCUGGGCGCAGAGGUGCCGAAGGAGAUUGGAUUUGUCAAGAUCCCAAGUGUGGGAACUUGAAUUUUUCAUGGCGGAAGAAUUGCAAUCGAUGUGGUGUUGAGAGAGCUGAUUGUGAAGUGAAGAAACGAAAAGCUGGCUUUGAGAUUGGGAAAGCUGCAGCAGAGAAGAGCAAGGGCCUCUUCUCUGCUGAUGAUUGGAUGUGCCCAAAAUGUGGAAACGUCAAUUGGGCAAGGAGGAACACCUGUAAUAUGUGCAAUGCUGCAAAAUUUGGAGAAGAGGAGAGGACAGGAUUUGGUGGUGGAUAUAAUGAGCGAGAAAAUGUUGAAUACAUAGAAAGGGAGGAAUCCGACGAUGAAUAUGAUGAGUUUGGUCGCAAGAAGAAGAAGUUCAGGGCUGCUCCUGGAGACAAGCCUGAGGAGAAGCCAAAGGAGAAAGCUAAACCAAAGGAAAAAGAGGAAAAAGAAAACGAAGAUGAGGAUGACAAAGAUGAUGAGGAUGAGGAAGAUGAAGAAGAUGAUGAUGAUGAUGGAGAUUUGUCCAAAUAUGAUUUGAGUGGCUGGGGUGAUUCUGAUUCAGAGGAUAAGAAAGAUGAACCCUCUACUUCCAAUAAAGCCAGUUCCACAUCCAAGACAUCAAAUGCAAAAUCUCAUGAAGGGACAAAGAAAGAGAGGAGAUCCCGAUCUCGUUCACCGCGGAGAUCCAGGUCAAGGUAAAGGGGGUAAAACGGGGUUUUACAAGGUCGUCAUCGUUCCUCCAUCCUCAUAUAUAUUAGGCCUAUCAUGAUCUGACAAUUUAAGUAAUAGUCAUUCCAUGUCAAGUGGUUUGGGGUAUGCUUGACAAACUUCUUUUGAGCCAGUAUAAUUUCUAUAGUUCCAUUUAUGAAGUUGGGCUUUCAUAAGAUUUCAGAUUUGUUACAUUAAGGAAUUUUCCAAGAGGAAGCUAGUCUGUAAUUAUAUAAGUAUUCAUUAGAUUAUUUUAUAUUGAUGCAAGCCAAGCUAAGCUUUUUGCAUGAUUCAGUCAAGCAUAAAAUUGCUUCAUAUUACACCAACUGUCAUGGAAUUCAAACUAUAAUAAUUUAUUGAUUGAAAGAAUGGAAUAAGUUUUGGGAUUCCCUUCCAUUUCCCAUGCAAUAGGUCACCAGUGAGAGAGUCAACAGGGAAGAAAUGAUGCUGAAUCUUGUGGGGAAUCUUCAACAAUCCAACUGAAGUAUGGGAAUUGAAAUGCAGCAUGGAACACAUCCCUACCUGAUCCUGUUACAUUCUUUCCUUCAUUUGCCUUUUGGGAGAUUAAUCUGUGUAGGAAUAAAUGUCAACCUCCCCAUCUCCA
This is a messenger RNA of Darwinula stevensoni, 1440 nucleotides long. NCBI's taxonomy places the organism in Eukaryota, Metazoa, Arthropoda, Ostracoda, Podocopida, Darwinulidae. The record is from the annotation of a GenBank genome assembly.